This is a messenger RNA of Dibothriocephalus latus, 315 nucleotides long. Lineage: Eukaryota; Metazoa; Platyhelminthes; Cestoda; Diphyllobothriidea; Diphyllobothriidae. The record is from the annotation of a GenBank genome assembly.
AGGCUCUCACCGCCGCCGUCAAAGGCAGUGCCACCACCGCGUCGCAGCCGAGAAGAGAUGGCAGCCCUGCGUGCUCAGAUGGCUGCAGAUGCGAAGGAAAGGGAGCGGGAACGUGUUGAACGCUACCAGCGACACCAGACCGAGACCAAAAAAGAGGAAGCCUUGGAGCUCGCCAGUAGGGGCACUCACGGGGCCUCCUUCCUCAAGGGUCUAACCUUGGCACAUGUGGCCUCCUCGUCUGUGGAAGAGGGAGUCCAUCGGAAGGCGAAUUCCCGCCAGCGCGGCGGCAUGGAAGAAAAUUUCCUACGUCAGUAA